AGUCAUCGGCGCACAUCACCGACUACCGACUGGCAUUUAUUAUUCUCGAAAAGUGGUUCUGCCACACCACCAACACCCAUUUUCGUUCCACCGGUGAUUCAUUCCCCGAUCGCAAAAAUGGCGUCUGACUUGACCACACCUGUGUUGGAUGCCCUUGCCUCGUCCGAUGGCCCUAUCUUCUCCACCGAUGCUUUCCCCUCUGCCCCCUCCACGACGAUAAAGGCCUCGCUCGACCGUCUAUCCUCGAGAUCAAUGGUUGAAUAUGAGACGAGUGAGAAAGAAAUUCUCGUAUUAACCGAAGAAGGAGAAUCGAUCGCCGCCAGUGGCUCUCACGAAGCUAAGGUGUUUGAUGCCGUCGUGGCAGCCUUGGAUGGUCUGAAGAUCACAGAUCUACCUGGAAUUGUCGGCAAAGACGUCGCUAAGGUUGGACAAGGAAACGCAUUCAAGCGAGGCUGGAUUAAAAAGGACAAGGAUUUACUGCGGGCAAAUACGGACAAGAUCCUCGACGAAACUAGGGAACAAAUAGAGACUGUCAAGAACACUCAGACUCAUCCCGAUAGCAAGGUUGUCGCGGAUUUGAAGAAGAGAAAACUUAUUACCAUCCAGAAGGUUUUCAGUUUCAAGAUCUCCAAGGGCCCUAAAUAUGCCAGGGAAUUCGUUAAAGAAGAGACAGACCUGACUGCCGAGAUGUUGGCCAAUGGCUCAUGGAAGACCGUCCACUUAAAACCCUAUAACUUCAAGGCCAAGGGUGCGCCGACACCCACUGGAGCACUUCAUCCUUUGAACAAGGUGCGACAAGAAUUCAGAAACAUCUUCUUUGAAAUGGGAUUCGAAGAAAUGCCUACGAAUCGUUUCGUCGAAACCGGCUUCUGGAACUUCGACGCCCUCUAUGUGCCACAACAACACCCCGCCCGUGAUUUGCAGGACACUUUCUACAUCUCCGAUCCCCUCAAGGCAGAUCCUCCUCGCGAAGACCCUCCAAACGACCCACAUCUCGUCAAGACAUCUUCCAUGCCAUCAUCUGCGAAAAAGACCGAGGAUAAGCCUCUCAACUACCAAGAAUACUGGGACAAUGUGCGUGCUGUCCACGAAACUGGCAAGUAUGGAUCUGUCGGAUAUCGUUAUCCAUGGAAUCCCGAUGAGUCUUUACGACUAGUGCUCCGAACACAUACAACCUCGGUGUCAACAUAUAUGCUACACAAGCUUGCCGCCAACCCACGCCCAGCACGCUACUUCAGUAUCGACCGCGUUUUCCGAAACGAGGCAGUUGACGCCACCCACUUGGCCGAAUUCCACCAAAUCGAAGGUGUGAUUGCCGAUUUUGGAUUAGCACUGGGUGGUUUGAUUGGUUUUAUGGAGGUCUUCUUCGCGAAGAUGGGCAUUCAUCAACUACGCUUCAAGCCUGCCUACAACCCUUACACUGAGCCUAGUAUGGAGAUUUUUGGAUAUCACGACGGACUCGGCAAAUGGGUGGAAAUCGGAAAUAGCGGCAUGUUCCGUCCGGAAAUGCUUGAGCCUAUGGGUAUCCCUAAGGACAUGCGUGUGUAUGGAUGGGGUCUGAGUCUUGAGCGACCCACGAUGAUCAAAUACGGUGUGAGCAACAUCCGAGAGCUCCUCGGCCACAAGGUUGACCUCAACUUCAUUGAGACGAAUCCUGCCGUGCGUCUCGAAAGGGACUAAUCAGAUUUACGUAUUGGAUGUUAGGAAAUAUCCAAAUGGAACGAGUCAUGAUCGGCGAUAUAAAAAAAAACCUAUGAAGUGCCUCUGGAUACCUAUGUAUGAUAGAACUACGUCCAGAUAGAUGAAUAAAGCCAAGCAGGAUACCAUGUCU
This is a messenger RNA of Talaromyces proteolyticus, 1831 nucleotides long. RefSeq names its product phenylalanyl-tRNA synthetase beta chain cytoplasmic. The coding region runs from base 118 to 1680 and encodes 520 amino acids. The record is from RefSeq and is a predicted model, not a curated record. NCBI's taxonomy places the organism in Eukaryota, Fungi, Ascomycota, Eurotiomycetes, Eurotiales, Trichocomaceae. The transcript is spliced from 2 exons. Gene Ontology annotation, biological process: phenylalanyl-tRNA aminoacylation. Gene Ontology annotation, molecular function: phenylalanine-tRNA ligase activity; tRNA binding; ATP binding. Gene Ontology annotation, cellular component: cytoplasm; cytosol; phenylalanine-tRNA ligase complex.